This is a messenger RNA of Didymodactylos carnosus, 1311 nucleotides long. NCBI's taxonomy places the organism in Eukaryota, Metazoa, Rotifera, Eurotatoria, Philodinida, Philodinidae. The record is from the annotation of a GenBank genome assembly.
AUGUCAUCUAAGGGAAACAAUAAUGAUCACGGUAAUUCUCGGUCUAAAAUAUUGGAACGCUCGGUAGCCAAUGCUCAUUUAAUAACAACAAUCAAAGAUCAACUAAAACAAUUGGAAAAAAAAGAACAACACUUAAUUGAUAAACAAAAUCAACUGAAAAAAUAUUUAUCCAACGAACAUGCUCGAUGUUCAGAUCGUCGAAAAAUACUAGAACAAUAUGAUAUUCAUUUGAAGCGUGACAAACAAGUUAAAGAAGGAUUAGAAAAAGACGAAAAUGACUUGAGUAAACAAUUAAGUAAUUUAGAACGAAGUAAUGAUGGAAUUAUUAAUGAGCGAAAUUAUUUACAAUUAUCAUUAAAUGCCAUAGAUGAACAAAUUCAAACUAUUCGUCUGAAUCUAACAUCAAAUGAAGAAAAGAUUGAACAAGAAUAUACAUCACGUGGUAUACAAGGAGAAAUAGAAAGUACAGAUCGAAGAAUCAAAGAUAUUACAAAUGAAAUUCAACGAUUAGUGAUGAGCAACAAUCGAGUUAUUGAACAACAAAGUCGAAUUUCAUUGAGUAGUCAACAAGAUACAAUAAAUAAAAUGAUUGAACAAAUUCAUAAGGUCUUACAAACAACAAUAAAUACAAAUUCAGUUCAACAAUAUCAAGAUACUUUACAGACUACUAAACAAAAACUUAUCGCAAUACACAAUCAAUUAGAUAUGGAUCAAAGUCAAUUAACUAGCAAUUUCAAUUCAAUACACCAACUUCAACAACAACGUGCCUCGUUGGAAGCGGUGAAUGAAGCGAAACGAUAUGAUAUGCAAUUAUAUAAACGUUUGGAACAAGAAACUCCAGAAUUAAGUUUCAAGAAUAGAAUAAUACAACAAAAUCUUGAACUAUUAUUUGAUCAAAAAGAUCGUAUCGUCAAGGAAAUGAAAAAAACUGAGAUUAAAAUUCAACAUAAACAAAGUGAAUUACAAGCAUUCAAUCGACGAACGAAUUACUUAUUGGACACAAUGAAAAUGGUACAAAACGAUUUGUUACAAGGAGAAAAUUCUAUCCAAGAAACAGAGUUAAAUUUAAAAGAAAUUGAGGAACAGUUGGUACAAAUGAAUCAACUCUUUAAUGAAAGUCAACAAAAAUUACAAGAAUUGAAUGCCUCAGUGGAUAAAACAAGAGAAAGUUUUCAAUCAAUACCGAAUAGAAGCAUAGAAAGAUUCACCAAGAACCAUAAUAAUGAUCAACACAUUGAAGUUAAGAUAAGACGCACAAAAAUGUAUACUUCAGAAGAAGAUGACCAUAGCAAAAAGUUAAUUUGGAAUUAA